Messenger RNA from Schistosoma intercalatum, 4159 nucleotides. Lineage: Eukaryota; Metazoa; Platyhelminthes; Trematoda; Strigeidida; Schistosomatidae. The record is from the annotation of a GenBank genome assembly.
UGAAUUCAAUGAACAAAUAUGAUUUUGAACAUAAAGAGAAAAAUUCCCGUUACACAAAGCAUGAUUAUUUGACUUUAUAUGGAUCCUUAAUAUGAUAUGAGUGUAAAUUUGCUUAGUGGAUAAUGAUUAUCAUCCAAUACUUAUGAUGAAUAUACACUAGGAACUUAUUAAAAUUCUACAUUAGAUUGAUUUUAUUUGUUUAAAAACAUGACAACUUAACAUCAUGUAUAUUCUAUGUAAAGAUUGGAUAAUUGUAAUAUUGAUAUGUUCAUUUAUUUGGAGAGCAAAUACAUAUAAAGCAGAGCAAAUUAUACGUCGCGGUCCUGGUCAAGAUCCACAAUGUGCAGACCCUUUAAUUAAUUCAGUUGAUAAAUUUCCAGAUACUUCAUUUUCAUCUAGUAGUGUUUGGAAGAACGCCACUGAUUUCCAGCCAUUUCGAGCUAGGUUAACAGAAGUUUAUGGAAGUAAUGAACAUACAAGUGGUUAUGCAUGGUGUCCAAAUACACAUGUAGAGGAUGGUUUACGUGAAUGGAUUCAAGCAGAAUUCUCACAUUUAGUCAUUAUUAGUGUUAUAUUUACAGCUGGACGUGGUGAUGGAAAUGUAAAAGAAUAUAUGCCAAAUUUUGUUUUACGAUAUCAACGGGAAGAUAAUGGUGUGUGGUAUGAACAUGUAAAAACUGAUGGUACACGAGUCCUCAAAGCUAAUAAUGAUCCACGAAAUAUUGCUAGAACUACACUUGAUUCAGUGGUUAUCGCUAAACGUAUCCGUAUCUACCCUUAUAGUCAUCGAUCAAAACAACAAGUUUGCUUACGAUUUGCAUUGUAUGGAUGUGAUUUCCCAGAUGGUGUCAUAUCUUAUUCAAUGCCACAAGGUGAUACUAUCACAUAUGGUCAACAAUUAUUAUUCGGUUCACCUUAUUCUACUAUUCCACAAAAUUUUCAAGAUUUAACUUAUGAUGGUCAAUUGAUUGAAUUAGAAAAUCAAUUAGUCGGUGGAAUAGGUCAAUUAAUGGAUAAUAUUGCCUAUUUAGGCAAUGUUACUCAACAUUCAGAUUCUCAUCCAGCUCAACCUGGUUUUCAUUUUAUUGGUUGGAAUGUUCCAAAUAAGAAUUUACGCAUUGUUUUUAAAUUUGAUGAAGUUCGAACUUUUAUUUGGUUACGUAUAUUCACAUUCGACUCUGUCCCAUUGAAAUCACGUGUAUUUUCACAAGCUAUCGUUGAAUUCAGUAUGGAUGGAAAGAAUUUUGAUAAAUCCAUUGAAAUUUCAACAAAUCAUGCUCGUCUAAUUGAUCCAAGUCAAAUUAAUCCAACACGAUUGUCUAUAUCUGAUAAUGAUAUACAAUCGUCAUCAUCAUUAUCUAGAUUGAAAAGAACAUCAAAUUCAAUGCACAAUGGAUUAAUUCAAGACACUAUAAUUUAUAAUAAUCAUGAAUGGGAUGGUGCAUUAGUAGUACAAAUCCCAUUAGCCAGUUAUAGAGCUCGUUAUGUUAGUUUGACUUUAACAUCAACUGACUCAUGGAUUUUAUUAUCUGAAGUACAAUUUAAUUCAACUAUUGUACAGCCUAAAUCUCUACUACCGUUAUUAUCCAAUGAAGAGAUUAAUAAUAAUAAUAAAUCAAUGAAAAAACCACCUGAUGAUGAUACUUCUAAUCAUUUAGAUAAUUCUCAGAAGAAAUUAUUCAAUACAGAUGAAAAUUCAUUUCGUGCUUCACCAAGAAUAGGGGAUCAUUCAGAAAUGUUAAAUAAACAAGAUAUAAGAAACUCUAAUAAACCUAUGAAUCCAGAAAUUCAUUCACCAAUGAGUGUAGGCAACGAGAAGUCACUUACAUCAAAUCAUGAAAUUCGUUCAGCUGAAGAGAAUCUUGGUAAUCAUAAUGAAAAUUAUUAUUCUGCAUCUUCUUCAUCAACAUCAAUUUCAUCAUCAUCAUCAUCAUCAUCACUGUCAGCAUCAUCAUCAUCAACACAAUUAUCUCAAAUUAUUGUCAUUGUAUCUUAUGUACUAGGUGCUAUACUUUGUUUAUUCAUCUUGCUAGCUAUAAUAAUUAUUGUACAGAGAAAAUGUAAACAUUAUUUACAUUUUAAACAUCAAUGUUGUAAGCAAUUAACAGUUGAAACAACAGGGAUUUCACCUAAUCAAUCCGGUGGAUUUUAUUCACCACUUUCUUUAAUUGGUACAUGUGGAAGUACUAAUCCUCAUCCUCAUGGAGUGAAUAGUUUAUUAAAUUAUAAUGUUGUAAAUACAAUGAAUAUUCCAGAAGCUGCAAAACUUUUACAAUCUUUGUCUACGCUAUCACCUAAUACAAGAACAACGUUAACAACUACAACAACAGAUAAUUUUGUACAUAAUAAUAAUAAUAAUUGUUUAUCGAAUAAUGGUGGAAAUGUUGGCGGUGUCGGCGUCAAUCAUACUGUUCUGCAUCAUCCAAAUAACAUAUUACAAUAUACUAUGAACAAUAAUAGUAAUACUUUAGCCACAGAAAGUAAUUCAAUCAUUGUAAAUAAUAACAAUAAUCGGUUAUUCGGUACAACAUGUGCUAGUAGUAUUGGUGGGAUCGGGGAUGGUCGUAUAAGUAAAUUAGAUUAUGCAUCUACAAUUGGUCAACCAUUACCACCUCCACCUCCCCCCACACUACCAAAUGGUUUAUUACUACCUUGUAUACCUCAAACUGGUGUUGUCGGUGGUAUUGGUAUGAAUCAUCAUAAUCAUUCUGGAACAACUGAUCAGCAUCACCAUCAAAUCAUUGAACAACCAACAAGUAUGUAUAUGCAAACCAAUGCUGCUAAUCGAUUGGUUGGAAAUGAUUUGAAUAGUUUAAAUGGAAUGAGUCCUGAAUAUGCCAGUGCAUCUAUAUUCGGCUUUACACCACCACCAUCGGAUCUAUCAGAUGGAGCAUCUAUUAAUUGUGGAGAGAACAACAAUAAUGGUAAUAUUCCAUCGAAUUAUUACCGUCCAAUUAUUUCAAGACUUGGUAAUAAUCAACAUUAUCCAACACCUGGUUUGAUGCCUAAUUUAAGUUCCAAUUACAAUGGACCUCUUAGUACAUUAUCGAAUACAGGAGGGCCAACUUAUGAAUUGCAUACAAAAAUGCAUAUUUUACCUAACGACACUAUAAAUAAUGAUAAUAGUAAUAAUAAUAUUAAGAAUAAUGAGCAGUUUUAUUCAUCAACUGUAAAUCAACCAAAUGCAACAGGAUUUUUAUUUCUUCCACGUUCACAAAUUGGAAAUGUUGGGGGAGGUGGAGGCGGUACUAUGAUGAAUCGAAUAUCGUUUGCUACUAAUCAAUUUCCACAAUUGAAUCAUACUAAUAUUCCUAGCAAUAAUGGAUUUAUAUCUGUAACAAGUGGAGAUUUAUAUAAUAUCUAUCAAACAACUGGGAUAAAUCUACCAAUUCAAUCAAAUUUACAGACCUCUCUACAACAACAACAACAGCAACAACAACAACAACAACAACAACAACAACAAAUGUACUGUCAACAACAGCCAACUGAAUAUAAGUUUAUUAAACAAUCUGAUGAUAAUACAACAUGGCGAUUAUCAUCAACAUUAUCGAAUAAUCGACAAUCAGUUAUUAUCAAUUCGACACCUCAACAGAUAUCACCAUUUACCGAACAAUGUUUAAAUAAUUUAGAUUCUUCAUGGACCGGUACUGUAAAUAGUAAUAAUAAUGAUAAUAAUCCUCAUAGAAUAACAAAUAUAACAGAUACAAAUAUAAUGGGUACAUUGAAAGCUAACUAUUUCCUCCCUAUUAUGAAUACUUCAACAACACUAAACAAUAAUAAUAAUAAUAAUAAUAAUAAUAAUAAUAAUAAUAAUAAUAAUAAUAAUAAUAAUAAUAAUAAUCCUAAACACGAUGAACAACAAAUUGCACAAUCAUAUUUUCUUGCAAAUCAUCAACAAGGGAAACAACAACAAAUUACUUAUCCUUCGUUUCCUCCUCCACCGCCACGAAUACUUACUUCAAUAAAUUCAGGGAUAUUAUCAACUACAUCACCAUCAACAACAAUAUCAACAACCAUUACAUCACCGAUAUCAUCAAAUGAACUAAAUUUUUCUCGUAGUAGUCCAGUAGGUGCAACAGAGGCAAUAACAACAAUAUCGACAGAAUCUGGAGCUACGAAUGGAAAUAGUGGGGGUGGUUGUUAUACAAUGAUUGAUUGA